AUGCAAGCCGCCCCAAUACUCCACAUGGUCUCUCUUAUCAGAUCUGAAUAAUCCCGCAAAUAUCACAGUUAGGUGUCGAGCUUCUCGCUCGUCGCCUCCAUCAUUCCUCUGGAGUAGCCAUCAUUCCCGAUCUCAUACUUCUCGUCUCAUUUCACUGUAAUUUGACUCAGCUACGUCCACUGCUCCGCAUCCCGCCUCUCCGGACAUAUUCCAGCCGUGUCCGAGAGACAUUUGACCACGUUUCCAGUCACGGAUCCGCCAAGUAUAAGGUCCAACACAUCUCCGACAGUCUCUGUCUCCUGCACGCGGUUUCUCUAAAGUAAACACUCUAUCUUGCAGAGCUUGUUUUUCCGUGAAUCUGAAGCAUGGAUGAUGUAAAUAUAGGAGUUGUAAAGCACGAAGUUUAGGUCUUGAGUUGGAUUUUUGCAUAUUUCUGGAUUGCUUUUAGUGUUAAGAAUGGGGAUGCUGUGCAGUAAACACCAGCAGCACAAUCAAUCUCAUUCAGUGGAUAAUGCACAAUCUGUAGAGAUAGAAAGGCGGAUUGAACAAGAAGCCAAGGCUGAGAAGCACAUUCAAAAACUUCUUCUACUUGGUGCUGGAGAUUCAGGGAAGUCUACAAUCUUCAAACAGAUAAAACUUUUAUUUCAAACAGGUUUUGAUGAUGCAGAGCUUAAGAGCUAUAUCCCUAUCAUCCAUGCAAAUAUCUAUCAGACAAUAAAAAUACUAUAUGAUGGGGUAAAAGAACUAGCUCAGAAUGAAAAUGAUUCCACGAAGUAUGCAAUUUCAGACGAAAAUAAGGAAAUUGGGGAAAGACUUUCUGAAGUUGGAGGCAGGUUAGAUUAUCCUAUCCUGACAAAAGAUAUGGCACAUGAGAUAGAAGCCUUGUGGAAGGACCCUGCUGUACAGGAAGCAUAUUCUCGCUGUCAUGAGCUUCAGGUUCCAGAUUGUGCAUAUUAUUUUAUGGAAAAUUUAAAAAGAUUUUCAGAAACUAAUUAUAUUCCCACGAAGGAUGAUAUCUUGUACGCCCGUAUUCGAACAACUGGCGUUGUGGAAAUCCAGUUCAGCCCAGUUGGAGAGAAUAAAAAGAGUGGUGAGGUAUACCGUCUUUUUGAUGUUGGAGGUCAGAGAAAUGAGAGAAGAAAGUGGAUCCAUCUAUUUGAGGGUGUGACAGCAGUAAUAUUUUGUGCUGCUAUUAGUGAGUUUGACCAGACUCUAUUUGAGGAUGAAAACAAGAAUCGGAUGAUGGAGAGCAAAGAACUUUUUGAGUGGGUUCUAAAACAACCAUGUUUUAAGAAAACGUCAUUCAUGUUGUUUCUUAACAAAUUUGAUUUGUUUGAAAAGAAGGUGCUAAAGGUGCCUCUCAAUGUAUGUGAGUGGUUCAAAGAUUACCAGCCAGUUUCCUCGGGAAAGCAAGAGAUUGAGAAUGCAUAUGAGUUUGUCAAAAAGAAAUUUGAAGAGUCAUAUUUCCAGAACACCGCCCCUGAUUGUGUUGACCGGGUAUUUAAGAUCUAUAGAACCACAGCACUUGACCAGAAGCUUGUAAAGAAGACUUUCAAACUGGUAGAUGAGACUUUGAAGAGGAGAAACCUGCUUGAAGCAGGUUUGUUGUGAUACACAUACAGCUAUAUAACGGAUGAUUACGUUGAUGGAUGCACGAUGUUUUGGAUCGAAUUUGCUCUUGCCAUUUGAUAUAGCUUGAAAGUUUUGUCCGGUGUGUACCAUAUCAAAGAGGUUUAUUCUUUCUCUUAACCUACAUUUCUCAAUCUCUUAACAUGUCCAUGGGAGUUUCAUACCAGAAGGAAUUGAAAAUAUUGGCUAUCGUUUCACUUGAUUCUCCAUUGCUGUAACUAUAUUAAUAACAUGUUCAUUGAAAGAGUGAGUUGUAUAUGAACCGCUUUGGUUAUACAUCGGU
Molecule: messenger RNA, 1912 nt
Organism: Cuscuta campestris
Lineage: Eukaryota; Viridiplantae; Streptophyta; Magnoliopsida; Solanales; Convolvulaceae
Source: the annotation of a GenBank genome assembly